AUGUCUAAAGUAAUUGCAGUUAAAGGGCUCGCUGACAUCCUAACUGCCCUCAUCCUCGUGGUCAAGCCCGCCUUCAUAUACAACUCCGUUCCAACUCGUGCCGUCGCGUCGUUUACUGGCUUGCACUUGUCGAAUGCAGAGGUUGCACCAGGAUUCAACCAGGCAAUCGCGUGUAUGGUUGCAGCAGUCGGCGUCGGGCAUAUCGUGGCAUCGAGAUGCAGUCCCAACGCCAGGGUUCCUAUUUUCGCGAUGAAUCUCACUUGGGCUACUCUUAAUCUGCUCACUUGCGUCAUGCCUCAGGCUUGGGGGAUAGGAAGCGCGACUCAGCUUAUGAGUGCACUCAACCAUACUGCAUUCUCGCUCGCCAUGUACUUUACGGACCCGGUGUUCCGCGCAAAAAGUAAGGCUGAAUAG
This is a messenger RNA of Pleurotus ostreatus (oyster mushroom), 414 nucleotides long. RefSeq lists its product as uncharacterized. Bases 1 to 414 code for a protein of 137 amino acids. The transcript is spliced from 3 exons. The record is from RefSeq and is a predicted model, not a curated record. Lineage: Eukaryota; Fungi; Basidiomycota; Agaricomycetes; Agaricales; Pleurotaceae.